AUGGAUGCAGAAAGUAGGAAGAGGAAGAUGGAGAAUGAAGAAGAAGAUGAUGAUGAAGAGAAGAUGCAGAAGUUUUUCGCCUUGAUAAGAAGCACACGAGACGCUCGCGAACGGUUUAUGAGCGGUGCUGAAAAAUUACAGGAGGAAGAAAAGAAGAAAGGGAAGCCAGCGGAGGCUUGGAACCCGUCGUUCCAACCGGAGGAUUUCAUGGAGGGUGGUGGUGAUCAGUCUAAAGGUCCUCCUCCUCCUCAGGCAAGCCUAGCACUAGCACUAGCAGUAGCAGGUCCUUCUAAAAGAGAAGAUGAAGCUAAAGAACAAGAACAAGAAGAAGAAGAAGAUCAUAAAGGAGGUGACAAUGAUGGGUUAGACCUCAAGCUUUCAUUGUUUCAUGGGUUCACCCCCAUCGUCAACAUAAAAGCAGAGAUACAAAGAGGGGCUAAUCUUUCUCCUUGA
This is a messenger RNA of Camellia sinensis, 453 nucleotides long. The record is from RefSeq and is a predicted model, not a curated record. Lineage: Eukaryota; Viridiplantae; Streptophyta; Magnoliopsida; Ericales; Theaceae.